This is a messenger RNA of Lampris incognitus (smalleye Pacific opah), 1960 nucleotides long. It is a transcript of the gene ralgps2, whose product is annotated as Ral GEF with PH domain and SH3 binding motif 2. Gene Ontology annotation, molecular function: guanyl-nucleotide exchange factor activity. Gene Ontology annotation, cellular component: plasma membrane. The transcript is spliced from 19 exons. Gene Ontology annotation, biological process: positive regulation of GTPase activity; Ras protein signal transduction. Lineage: Eukaryota; Metazoa; Chordata; Actinopteri; Lampriformes; Lampridae. The coding region runs from base 53 to 1819 and encodes 588 amino acids. The record is from RefSeq and is a predicted model, not a curated record.
CUUUGCUGCACCUGAGGACGAUGAGUAGUCUCCUGCGCUAGAGUUAGAUGGUAUGGGAAUGAUGGACCUCCCUAAUGGCCAAUCAAGCAGCUCCACCGCCGCUGCCACGGUCUCUGAGAAGAGCAGCAGCUCAGAGUCCCUCAGUGAUAAGGGUUCCUCGGAGCUGAAGAAGAGUUUUGAUGCUGUUGUGUUUGAUGUCCUGAAGGUCACUCCAGAAGAAUAUGCAGGCCAGAUUACUCUCAUGGAUACUCCUGUGUUCAAAGCCAUCCAGCCAGAGGAGCUGUCAAGCUGUGGUUGGAACAAGAAGGAGAAGCACAGUUCUGCCCCCAAUGCUGUGGCUUUCACACGCAGGUUUAACCAGACCAGUUUCUGGGUGGUACGGGAGAUCCUCCAUGCUCAGACGUUGAAGAUCAGGGCUGAGGUGCUGAGCCUUUACAUCCGCACUGCCAAGAAACUGUGUGACAUGAACAACCUGCAUGCAGUCAUGGCUGUGGUGUCGGGACUACAAAGUGCUCCCAUCUUUAGACUUACCAAGACAUGGGCGCUACUGAGUCGGAAGGACAAGGCCACAUUUGAUCGUCUAGAGUACCUGAUGGCCAAAGAGGACAAUUAUAAACGGCUAAGAGACUAUAUACGAAGCCAGAGCAUGGUCUCCUGCAUACCCUACUUAGGUAUGUACCUGUCUGACCUGACGUAUAUAGACUCAGCCUACCCCUCCACGGGCAGCAUACUGGAGAAUGAGCAGAGAUCCAACCUGAUGAACAACAUCCUGAGGAUCAUAUCUGACCUGCAAAGAUCCUGUACCUAUGAUAUACCAGUGCUGCCUCAUGUCCAGAAGUAUCUCAACUCAGUUAGGUAUAUUGAGGAGCUGCAGAAGUUUGUGGAGGAUGACAACUACAAGUUGUCACUGAAGAUUGAGCCAGCCACCAGCACACCGCGAGCUAAUGUCUCCAAAGAGGACCUUGUUGGUCAGGAAGCAUCAGCCUCCCCUCUCUGCGGCCGGAAAGGUACGGUAGCAGUUGAAGGGAGCAAAGUCCCGGCCACACCUCCCUCCCCCCGGAACCUGCUGCCCCAUGGACACAGGAAGUGCCACAGCCUGGGCUACAAUUUCAUCCAUAAGAUGAAUACAGUGGAGUUUAAGAGCGCCACGUUUCCCAAUGCCGGGUCCCGUCAUCUAUUGGACGACAGCGUCAUGGAAAGUCACACUCCAACCAGAGGACAAGCAGAAAGCUCAACUUUAUCCAGUGGAAUCUCACUUGGGAGCAGUGAGGGCUCCGAGCUCAGUGAAGAGAUGUCAUGGCCAGCUUUUGAGAGGACUCGGUUCUAUCACUCUCUGGGCCCAGUGACCCGUGUGGCCCGAAUCCCCUACAGAGGAGUCCUGAGGCCCAGCAGCUCAGCUGAAUCUGAGGAGCUUGCAGUUCACUUGUAUCCUGGAGCAGUUACGGUCCAGGGGGUGUUAAGACGCAAAACUGUCCUCAAGGAGGGCAAGAAACCCACGGUGGCAUCCUGGACAAAGUACUGGGUGGCUCUAAGUGGAACACAGCUCUACUACUACCCUGCCAAGUCCCUUAAGGCCACUGACAGAAAGCAUUUCAAGUCAACGUCCAGUAAGAGUGUGUGUGUGGUGGGUUUGAUGGCAAUGAUGGCUGAUGACCCUGAGCAUCCUGAUGUCUUCCUGCUGACUGACUCUGAGCACGGUAACACCUACAAGUACCAGGCGGGGAACAGAAUGAACGCAUUGCUUUGGUUCAAACAUUUGAGUGCUGCCUGCCAGAGCAACAGGCAACAGGUGCCAGCAAAUUUGAUGUCAUUUGAGUGACUGAUGCCAGGAAGUGUCAUGUGACCGAACGAUGGAGAGAGGGAUGAGGAAACGGAGGAGAGGAGGAAGUGGAGGAGUAUUGACUCUGUAGUCGGAGCUUUCACUGCCAUGAGCCCUAACCACCGACUCCCCGAACCCUGG